Messenger RNA from Armigeres subalbatus, 1293 nucleotides. RefSeq lists its product as uncharacterized. The transcript is spliced from 2 exons. The record is from RefSeq and is a predicted model, not a curated record. Bases 1 to 1293 code for a protein of 430 amino acids. NCBI's taxonomy places the organism in Eukaryota, Metazoa, Arthropoda, Insecta, Diptera, Culicidae.
AUGUCAUGGAAUGUUGCAAUCUUCGAUGCAUCGUGCUCUCCUGCGCAAUCGCUGUUUGUAAUGAACUUGAAUACUACAGAACACGAGGUGUCGUACCAGAAGGCAGCAGCCGCGAUAAAACAUCGGCACUAUGUAGUUGACUAUUUAGAUAGUGUCGAUACAGAAGAUGAGGCUGCUGAAUUGGCAAGAAAGUUUCUUGCUCAAAUCGGUGAAGUAAACCCUGGGUCCGUUAAAUGUUUCGAAGCAGACAAGGAAAAUGGAACGGAGAGACUACUUGGGAUGAUUUGGAAGCCAGACGAAGAUGUCUUUUCGUUUGCAUUGAGCUUUCGAGACGAUCUGCAGCAGCUAAUAGCAGGAGACAUAAUUCCGACCAAAAGAGAAAUGUUGAAAGUCACUAUGAGCAUCUAUGACCCUCUGGGUAUCGUGGCAGCCUUCGUAAUCCAUGGAAAGGUUCUUGUCCAAGACGUCUGGAGGGCCAAAAUCGAUUGGGACGAAAAGAUUCCGUGGGAAAUUUACUGUCGCUGGAAAGAAUGGCUUGCUGUACUCCGUAAGAUGAAUACAGUAAAAGUCGCUCGAUGUUAUUUCCCUGGAUACAAUACCGAAUGCUUCAACUCCCUAGAUUUGCACAUCUUCGUGGACGCCAGCGAAGAAGCCUACUCAACAGUCGCUUAUUUCCGCGUCAUCGACAAUGGCCGUGUUCGGUGUUCCUUGGUAUCUUCAAAGACGAAGGUUGCUCCACUUCAACUUCUGUCCAUUCCGCGAUUGGAGCUCUUGGCAGCGGUACUCGGAGUUCGUUUGCGUAAAACUAUUGAAGAAAAACACUCGCUGAAGGUACGUCGAACAUUUUUCUGGAGCGAUUCAUCCACAGUCAUCGCUUGGAUUAGGUCGGAUGCACGCCGCUAUCGACAAUUUGUAGCAUUUCGUGUGAAUGAAAUUCUUAGUCUUUCGUCAAUUCAAGAGUGGCGAUGGGUGCCCACAAAACUCAAUGUGGCUGACGAAGCCACAAAAUGGGGAAAAGGCCCUUCAUUUGACCCAGAAAGUCGAUGGUACCACGGACCAGGGUUCCUGUACGACAACGAGGAAGGAUGGCCGAAGGACUGUCGAGGUGAAAUCAGUACCACAGUGGAAGAACUUCGACCAGCCUUUGUGUACAGUCAUCAUAUUAUCAAGCCGGCAGUAAAAUUGGAGCGGUUUUCACGGUGGGAGCGGUUGCUGCGAAGCAUGGCAUACGUUGUGCGGUUUGUUGACAAGACAACAGGUUGUGGCUACACAAGAAAAGGCCUCUUCAACUAG